UUUUCGAAUGAUUUCGGUGACGUGUAAUUCAUUUCGAGAUCGUAGUGGAGCGCGUGGUACGAAUGUACUGUUUGUUAUGUUUUUAUAAACGUCUAUUUAGAUGUGAGGAUUUCGUCAUGUAACAAGAACCUAUAAAGCAUCGGACUAGCAUCAACUUUACUGUAAUCAGGAUGUGUCUACCUUAUGCUGUAGCCUUGUCGCGUUGAAGUCAUUAAUCGCAUCAUGGCAGCUGUGCCAGGUACAGUGGGGUGGCCGCUGUUGGGAGACAAAUCGUAUUCAUUUUACAAGAACCCUGUCGCAUUUCUUUACAAAUGUAUAGACCACCAUAACUCACGUGUUUUCGCAGCUCGAUUCCUCAACAAGCCAACAGUAUUUGUUUGUUCUAACAAGGGCGUGCAUGAUGUGCUACAGAUAGGUGUGGUAAUUUUGAACAUGGAUACAGGACAUUCAUGGAGCAGAUUUUUGGUGAUAAUAUUUUAUUUGCAGAUGAUGACAAAGCACACAUGUUCCGGGAUGCUCUAGGACAUCUCUUUACUCCAGAUGCUGUAUAUUCCUGUGAAGAGGACAUUAAGAGAAUUGUGCAGUAUCAUGUGGCCACACUUGAUGCUAAUCUUCCUUUGUGCGUUUACACAUUCUUCAAGGAAGUGGUAACAGAGAUCUGUCUUUCAUUGUUCCUGGGACUUGAUUUUCAUAAAUCUUUGGAGGAAACAAAAAAUGUGCUAACUUUGACUACAGCACAUUGGCAUGGAAUCACUUCUGUACCUCUUCAGUUCAAAGUGCCUGGAACAAGCCAUGCGUCCACCUACAGUCAUGCACUGGAGGCUAAGGAGAAACUGCUGAAGAUAAUUCAGGCCCAGCGCCACAGUACUUCGCAAAGAUUCUUGAAACAAUUUGAAGAGGUGGCCUCAUAUGACCAGGAUAUGUUUGUCAAUAACCACCUACUACUUUUUUCAUCAGCUCUUGUUCCUAAGGCCAUAGCCUCUCUUCUCACUUCUUUUGCCAUUGAAUUGGGUACUGCAGAUCAUAUAUCCCUUCAGAGUGAACUGAAAUUGAAACCAGAUCUUAAAUCAAGCAUUUUCCAGGAAGUCCUUCGCCUCUAUCCACCUUUUCUUGGAGGGCGUCGAAUAGCUAGAAAGGAUGUAGUGGUGGAUGGAUACAGAAUUCCUCAGGGCCAUGCUGUUGUGUACAUAACCUACACAGCACACAGAGAUGCACAGGUCUUCCAAGAGCCUGAGACUUUUCACCCUGAACGGUGGCUAGGAAGCAGGUCUGAUUGUGAUAAACACCUGUUUAAUUUUGGUUUGGGUCCAAGAAAAUGUCUUGGACAGGAACUGGUCUGGAAAAUUGUUGAUGUAGUGGUGAGUGAACUCAUGGCUGUGUACCAGUGGCGGUUAGUGGAUGGCCAGGACACUACGCACAAGUAUCUGCCUGUAUCUCGGCCCAGAAAUUCUGUUGUGGUAACGCUGCACAAACUGCAGUUUUAACAGCCUAGUGGAGCCUUGAGGAUAAUAAACGAAAGGCAGAUAUAAUUUAGAAAUUCUCAUGUAAUAUAUAGUCACUUGCUUCAAGUGUCAAGGAGUUAUUCAAGAGAUUUUUUAUAAGCCAGAUGUUUUUGUGCUUUUGUCUGGUUCAAGCACUGCUUAAAAUUUUAGUUCUGUUGUCAUUCAUGUUAGUGCAUAAAAAGUUGCCUCAGGGUGUAAAUCUCAAGAAGUUAACUUUUUUAUUCAUUUUAUGAUCAAAAUAUAUUUUAUAGAAAGGUUUUGCACAAGCGUAAAUUCUUAACCAUUCCAGAACAAUAGAAGCUUAAGAAGUGUUUCACCAUUUACAUCAUCUGUAGACUGUGAUGAUCGAUCUUUGAUACCACAGAAUUCUUUCAAGGUUUUGACUGGGAAAAAAUCCAUGUGCUUUUACAAUAGCAGAUGAAAUGUGACUGUGUGGCAAAUAUUUUUUGUGCCUGUCGUGUAAACUUUUGUUGAGCACAGUUGAAUUGCAUGUCUGAUUAAGAAAAUCCUUUAAGUUGAAAAGGGUCAUAUAAAUUAUUGGAUUAUCGUUUGAACAUUUCAGUUGGAAAGAGCUGUUAACAUUUGUGUUUCCACCUUUUUGAUUCAUUAAUCUAGCUUAUUGUGAAUGUUUGCUGUUUUAUGCAGUUACAAAUGAUGUGUGACUGUCUACAGGGAUCUAUACCAAUGAAUUUCAUGUACAGAGAAAUAUUUUGUAAGCACUUGCUUUUCUGUCCUUAUGGAUUUAUUAAUGUAGCAUUGUGAAUGUCCGCUUGGUGCUGUUUGCAUUUACAAUUGACGUGUUACUCUCUCCAGUAGUCUGUCCAGAUGAAUUACAGAGAAAUAUGUCAGAGCUUUUAAGCGUUGUCUUUCAUCUUUAUAAAAUCUCAUCACAGAUUUUUUUUAUUUUUGGAGGUUUAUAUUCUAACUCCCAGUUCUUCCUUUUCUCAUGGUUUUCUGGAGCUAGCUAAUUGUAGUCACUAAACGCCAACUCUCAUAUGGAAAGAUUUAUUUUCUUAUCUUUGUGUAAUGUAUUCGUCCUCAUCUUCCCAACCCUUAGGUUCUUCCCAACCCUUAGGUUCUCAUGACAUAGCUAUAUGUUUAUUUUCUUCUUUUUUGUGUUUCUAUACUAUUGCUGAUCUGUAUGCUGUUUAUCAGGUGGGGCUUCUUACCUAAUGCUGAAACCCAUACAAUGAAUGUAAUGUCAAUGCAUUUAGAUCAGUUUUGAUUUCUUUAAUUAGUGAUUGGAUCAGCAUACUUCUUUUGAAAGGACUAAUGUGUUGAUGCUUGUGUGAUUGUCAGCAUAGCUGAAAUAUGUAUUCAUUUUUUUUAAAGUGGGUAAAAAAUGAGCUAGUAAGGUGCUUUUGUUUUCAGAUACUGAUUACUUAGAACUUUUUGCAAUGUCCGGAUGUAUUCUUGGGAACAAAAUUUAAUCAUAAUUUUUGUUGCUAUUGAAAUGAAAUGGAAACAUCAUGAAAAAACUAUUUAUAUAUAUAUAUUGAUACACAUACACAUGCAUAUGUUUUUUAUUGAUGAUUGAAGCUGAGAAAGCACAUUUACUUACAGUCAUGCUGAAGAAUGUUUCUGCAACUUUCCUCCACAAAAGCCCAUUUAGUGUGAUAAUAAAGUCUUAUUUUUAUUAUAAAACUUUAUUUUUAUUCAUUUAUGGGUACAGAUAU
This is a messenger RNA of Pomacea canaliculata, 3178 nucleotides long. Its product is annotated as putative cytochrome P450 120. The record is from RefSeq and is a predicted model, not a curated record. Gene Ontology annotation, biological process: sterol metabolic process. The coding region runs from base 450 to 1484 and encodes 344 amino acids. Gene Ontology annotation, molecular function: oxidoreductase activity, acting on paired donors, with incorporation or reduction of molecular oxygen; iron ion binding; heme binding. The transcript is spliced from 11 exons. Lineage: Eukaryota; Metazoa; Mollusca; Gastropoda; Architaenioglossa; Ampullariidae.